AUGAUACUUUAUUUUGAUUCACAAUCAUCAUCGUCGUCGUCGUCGUCGUCGUUGGAUUUAAAAGAGCAUAUAAUGGCAAAAUAUGAUCAUCGAUUAUAUCGAAUAAUAUUGUUUCAAACAAUAUUUGGCAAUUCAUAUAUGGGUGAAUAUUUUCGUCGUAAUGUGGUGAAAAAAUUGCAAAAAAAUCUGAUCAUAUUAUUUGUCAUAAUACAAGAAUUAUUCUAUCUAAUACCAUCGACAAUAAUAUGGUAUAUAUCGAAAACAAGCUAUGCAGCUGAUUUUCAAUUCAAAGGAACCGCUGUCCAUAAUACAAUGGAUUAUUUGAUACAAAUCUAUCAUUUUUGUAUGAUGAUGGAAUUUUCAGCAAUAAAAAUGACAAAUAUUUUUUAUGGACAUCGUAUUAUUGAAAUCAUACAGACCAUUGGUGAUGGUACCAAUAUUGAUUCAUCUAGUAAUAGUAAUCGUCGUUUAUUAUAUUAUAGAUUUAUCUAUGUAUUCAUUAUCAUCAUCAUUUUAAUGUAUUCAUCAGCAUUUGGUAUUGUUGCAUCGAUUAUUGAACGACAACCAUUUGCAAUUGUAAUUGGUUUUAUGUUGGGUGGAACCAUUUUUGGAGCAAAUAUAUCUUCAUUGGCUACAAUGUAUUUAUAUGCAGCCAUUUUGGUGAAUGAACGAAUUCAAUCUUACAAAGAACAAUUACCUUUGUAUUCAAAUUAUGGGAAAUUAUUUCAAGAAAUGAUACGUUUACGUGAUAAUAUUGGCCAUAUUAAUAGCCAUUUAUCCAUAGCAAUGUUGGUGAAAAUAUUGACCUGUGGUUUACGGAUGGCUACCUGUAUUUGUAUAUUGGAUCAUUUAUCCAUUAAACCAUCUUUGGCAAUGUUACCACCAGCUAUAGCAUUUAUAAUAAUGUUUUUAGACAUUUGGUUAAGCUGUAUGGCAUCACAAUCGAUGCAUACAGAAAUGGAAGAUUUUAUACAUGAAAUACAGAAACAUAUUGCUUUAGCAGUAAGUUCAAAUAAUAAUUAUCAUCAUCAUCAUCAUCAUCAUCAACAACAACAGCAAAUGUUUGAUUUGACAAAUCAAACAAUGUUAUCAUUAAUAAGCUAUGUAUUGAGUAAUGCCAUUUUACUUAUACAGACCAAAGAUUCACAUGUUGAAUUUGAAUAA
Molecule: messenger RNA, 1164 nt
Organism: Dermatophagoides farinae (American house dust mite)
Lineage: Eukaryota; Metazoa; Arthropoda; Arachnida; Sarcoptiformes; Pyroglyphidae
Source: RefSeq, a predicted model, not a curated record